AACAAUGAAGUGCCAUGUGGCAGAUUUUUUCUCAGGCUCAGGGCAGAGAAUCAGCCAUUGAGCUGGCCAAAAUUAUGCUUUCGGUUUUUGGUAGUUUUUGAACAAAUGCAGUUUUACAUUUCCCUCCACACAUCUCUUAUCCUCUUGCAUAUCUCUCUUUGUUUCCAUUCUUCCUCGCCGUUCUUUUCUUCCAAGAAGGCAUGAGAGGCAAGAUCAAAAUGAAACCCAUCAACAGAAUCCUUAAACCCACCCCCAGCUUCAUUAAAGCAGAGUAAUUUUUUUUGGGUUUUCCGAUGGCUACCAAAUUGGCUUUCAGUUUGUCAUCCCCUCGAUUCUCCACUGCUCCCAUAAGCAAGCCUUUCAUUUCUUCAUCUUCUUCCAAGGUUCACCCUGUUCAGUCGAUCAGUGGGAGAAGACAUGCUUGCCUACGGAGAAGGAUUUUCUUGGUUCCAGUCAAGGCUACUGCUGAUCAACAAGCAGGUCAGGUGCAAGAAGAUGAAGUAGUGGACAGCAAGAUUCUGAAUUACUGCAGCAUAGAACAGAAGGACAAGAAGUCAAUAGGAGAAAUGGAGCAGGAUUUUCUUCAAGCACUACAAUCAUUUUACUAUGAAGGAAAAGCGAUAAUGUCUAAUGAGGAAUUCGACAAUCUCAAGGAAGAACUAAUGUGGGAAGGAAGCAGUGUUGUUAUGCUAUCUGCUGAUGAGCAGAGGUUCUUGGAAGCAUCGAUGGCCUAUGUGGCUGGGAACCCAAUUAUGAACGACAAAGAAUUCGAUAACCUGAAACUGAAGUUGAAGACAGAAGGAAGUGACAUUGUUGUUGAAGGUCCAAGAUGCAGUCUUCGCAGCAGAAAGGUCUAUAGUGACCUCAAUGUGGACUACCUCAAAAUGCUCCUUCUGAAUGUUCCGGCUACUGUUGUCGCACUUGGCUUGUAAGUCUUCUAACUCGCUAAAACCUCUAUAGCAUUAAUCAACUUUGUACCUAUGGCAGUCCUAUAGCUAUAAAUCUGGAACUGGAGAAAUUCUCCCUGAUACAACCUGAUUUAUUAAGUGAUUUCGGUUGUGGUUACCUGCAGAUUUUUCUUCUUGGAUGAUGUGACUGGCUUUGAGAUCACAUACCUUCUGGAACUUCCUGAGCCAUUCAGUUUCAUCUUCACCUGGUUUGCUGCUGUCCCUCUCAUAGUCUGGUCAGCUCUAACCCUUACAAACGCAAUCAUCAAGGAUUUCACCAUCCUCAAGGGCCCUUGCCCAAACUGUGGCACUGAGAACGGGUCUUUCUUUGGGAGCAUACUUUCCAUUUCCAGUGGCGGCACUACCAACAACCUCAAAUGCUCCAAUUGUGGAACUCCAAUGAUCUAUGAUGCCAACACGCGGUUGAUCACUCUACCAGAUUGAAGCCUGGUUUGAGAUGGACCGUGCAUGGUUCGUUAAAAGGAAACAUGAUGCCUAGGGUGGAGAGUUUUGAAGCAACAGGAAGUGGAAAGGGAAACUGAAUUUCACAUUGGAAAAUAGGUUGUAUAGUGAGGCAUUGAGGGGAUCUGUUGAGGUUUUUGUUGCCAAAAUGGAUUCGAUCAUAAUGAAGUCUGACUUCAAUGUCUAUAAUGGUACUUUAUAAGGCUGUACCUUUGUAAAUUUGUCUAUACCCAUCUGUCAGCUAUAGUCCCUCAUAUUCACCCUAGGUAGUUGAAGCCGAGCUACUCCGCGGCACAAGGUCAGAGAGUCUUUGUUGGUCUCUCUGAUCAUUUGCCGGUGUUAAUCAUCUUACCAAGACUAGCAUAUGAAUAGUGACUUGAGCAAAUGGGUAUGGUAACUUGAAACAGAGAAAACGAAAGUUACCAAUUCAGCAGCAUGACUGCCGUAAGCAGUGUACUCUACACCUUGAAUAGAUUAAGAAGCUUUUCUUUAAUAUUCUGUAGAUGAAGAUGCAAACCACUUGCUCUGAAGUGUAAACCAGAAUUAAAUAAAUUGUUUCCCACAAUUGGACAUCUCAGAAACUUCUCCCGAAGACCCGAACAGUUCCAAUCCACUGGCUUGUGCUUGUUAGAUUGUUUUCGUGGGUAAGAAGGUAACUGACCACUCCAAACCACAGAGCUAUCGUCGUUAUUGGUAGUUAGAGAAUGUGAACUAUAGGGGAAAACCCUCGUGCUCCCAAACCUUCCAGUCAACUCAACCCUCCAUCUCUUCAACACCCAACAGUGUUAUUCCCAGGUUGGUGCAAUGCAAAGCAACCAAUCAUCACGUGAAUGCAAUACCCACCUUUCCCCAUUUCAUUUUUUGUUUGGUUGGCUUAGGCUCUACCAAAACAAACACCCACUGAAUUCCUUCAGAACCAAAAAAGUUCACUCCUUUAUAAAAACCCUUCACCACCCAACGACCUUAAACACCUGGCCAACACUUCUCCACACUUCUUCCCCUCCUUCUGUCUCUUCACAUCUACAACAAUGGCAGCGGCUUCAGUAGCUUCAAGAGUCGAGAGCUUGGCAAGCAGUGGGAUCCAAUCCAUCCCCAAAGAAUACAUCAGGCCGAAAGAAGAGCUUACGAGCAUUGGUGACGUGUUUGAUGAAGCGAAGAAAGAAGAAGGGCCUCAACUCCCCACCAUUGAUUUGAAAGGCAUGAUGGAUUCGGAGGACAAGGCGGUUCGGGACGAAUGCAGGGCACAACUUAUCAAUGCGGCUAAAGAGUGGGGGGUUAUGCACCUGAUCAACCAUGGGAUUCCUGAUGAUCUGAUGGAGUCUGUCAAGAAAGCCGGUGAGGGUUUCUUCGAACUUCCGAUAGAGGAGAAGGAGAAGUAUGCAAAUGAUCAAGCUUCGGGAAAGAUUCAAGGGUAUGGAAGCAAGCUUGCUAACAAUGCUAGUGGGCAGCUUGAAUGGGAGGACUACUUCUUCCACCUUGUCUUCCCUGAGGACAAAAGGGACCUCUCCAUCUGGCCCAAGAACCCCACUGACUACACCGAGGUGACUAGUGAAUAUGCAAGGCAGCUGAGAGUGCUAGCGACCAAAAUUCUGUCAGUUCUAUCACUUGGCUUGGGCUUGGAAGAAGGGAGGCUAGAGAAAGAAGUUGGAGGUAUGGAGGAGCUGCUGCUUCAGAUGAAGAUCAACUACUACCCCAAAUGCCCUCAGCCAGAACUCGCCCUAGGCGUCGAAGCCCACACCGACGUGAGCGCCUUAACUUUCAUCCUCCACAACAUGGUCCCUGGCCUGCAACUCUUCUACGAGGGCAAAUGGGUGACUGCGAAAUGCGUGCCAAACUCCAUCAUCAUGCACGUUGGGGAUACUGUUGAGAUCCUGAGCAAUGGCAAGUACAAGAGCAUUCUCCACAGGGGACUUGUUAACAAGGAGAAGGUCAGGAUCUCGUGGGCGGUCUUCUGCGAGCCGCCCAAGGAGAAGAUCAUACUCCAGCCGUUGCCCGAGGUGGUUUCGGAGAAAGACCCAGCUCUGUUCCCUCCUCGCACUUUUGCUCAGCACAUAGAGCACAAGCUGUUCAGGAAGAGCCAGGAAGGGAAAAAGGAAGAAAAGGAUGCCCUUGUUUCCAAAUGAAGACCCUUCCUCUCCAUCAUCACUACACUUGAUACGGUUUCCUGCUUUCCUUUCUGCUAUGAAUUUCCCUCCCAAGUUUGAUGACUAUUGUGCUGUGUUGUAUAAUGGAAGGUCAGGAUACCAUCCAUUUUAUGUUUUUCUCCAUUGAAAUCUUUUUGUUCUUUUGGCAUUUGGUUUUGUUCAAUAAGAAGAUACUCAUCACUCCUUAGCUAGUACCAGUCCAAUUUUGGUACUUUACUGAAGGAGAGGGUACCCAUGAGCUGAUAGAGUCCGAUGUCACUCUCUUUCGAUCUCAGUCGUUCAAUGUUAUGCCAUGACAGAACCCUAAAUAAUGCAACCUUGUGCAUCCAAUAGCUUAAAUCGCACCGGUGAAUUCCACCAAUGUAAACCCUACAUUCACGCUCCCUGUUAGCGUAUUAAAUAGAUUGGAUCUUUAGCCGUAUCGGAUAAAGAGAGCUCUGAUAUCACGUCACAAAUCAAUUCAAAUUGCACAAUGCCAAACCUUAUUUCAGCAAGAGGCUACAUUGGCUACAUCAAUAAGAAACAACAUUUCGGAAUUAGGGAAUUACCCGCUUUUCGCAAUUCAACCAAAAGCAUUGAAUUGUCAUCUCGAAGUGGAGUUGAAUCAAUCUAUGACAGGUGAAAUCAGAGGUUGGCCGGCGAAGAAGGCCUUUAGAUUCCCAAUCACCACAUCCUGCAAAGUUCCGAUGGACUCUGGGGUGACCACAGCGCUGUGCGGCGACAACACGACGUUGUCCAACGCGAAGAGCUCCUUGGGCACGUGGGGCUCGUCCUCGAACACGUCCAGGCCGGCGCCACCGAGGUCGCCCCGGAGCAGAAACUCCACGAGCUCCUUCUCGUCGACUAGCGACCCGCGGCCGACGUUGAUGAUCACUCCUUGCUUGCCUAACACCGUCAUGACUUCACCGUUGAUCACGUGGAAGGUCUCGUCGGUCAGGGCGCAACACGCGAUCAGAACGUCGCUGUUGGCCGCCAGAUCGAGAGCGGUUUUGUAGAAUGGAAAUGGCAGAGAAGGCUUCUCUUUUCUUGAACUAUAGCGGAUUUGGCAGCCGAAGGCGGCGAGCCGAGUCGCUAUCGCCGAGCCGAUGCGUCCGAGUCCCAGAAUUCCGACUCGUUUUCCGCUGACCUGAGUGUAGGAAGAAGAAUGGCGCGAUAUUCAGUUCCGGACACCGGAACAGAGAGUCAAAUUCAGCAGAAAUUGGGGACCUUUACAGACAAAAAAAAGACAAAAGAAAGUUUCGAAACGCACACCUUGGAGCCCAGCGGGUAAUCUCCCUUAACGGGCCAGGACCCGGCCCGAACGUAGCGGUCAGCGGCCGAGACUCUCCUGAGAACAUCAAUCAGCAGGGCGACGGCGUAGUCUGCCACGUCCUCCGCGAAGGCGGAGCCGGCGUUGGUGACGACGAUGCCUCUCUGCCGGCACUCGGGGAGGUCCACGUGGUCAACGCCGACGCUCGAGCAGACGACGAUUUUGAGGGAGGGAAAUCGAUCGAGGAAUUCGGGGGUGACGGGCGGCGGCGGGCCGACGCAGAGGAUUGCGGAGGCGGAUUGGAGAUUCGAGGCGUCAGUGGUGAGGAGAUCGAGGAGGCGGAAGUGAGUGGGCAAGCUGGGGAAAAGGCUGCCAGUGAAGGUUGGGAAACGGUGGAUUAGAACGACGGGGAGGGAAUCGUCGCCGUCGUGAGCUGUGGCUGAGAGUGCAGGCGGUGAUUGAUUGGUUCCGGUGACUGCCAUUUUCCGGGACAGCCGGCGGGCUCUGUAUUUGGUUGAGAGGGAUUAAUCUGGGAGAGAGUAAACGAAGAUGAAUUGGGUUCUUCAGUGAGGAUUGG
Messenger RNA from Linum tenue, 5379 nucleotides. NCBI's taxonomy places the organism in Eukaryota, Viridiplantae, Streptophyta, Magnoliopsida, Malpighiales, Linaceae. The record is from the annotation of a GenBank genome assembly.